Molecule: messenger RNA, 4413 nt
Organism: Knipowitschia caucasica
Lineage: Eukaryota; Metazoa; Chordata; Actinopteri; Gobiiformes; Gobiidae
Source: the annotation of a GenBank genome assembly
AUGGCUCUUCCACAGCCUAAUCUGCAUGGCCUGGCUCAGGUUGUGUUCCACCUGAGCCAGCGUGUGGUCCACCAUCUGUUCGCUCUGUGUGGGCCGCUGGAACAGAGAGACACACUACCAUCAACCAUCAUCAACCACCAACCACCAUCCACCACCAACCAACACCCACCACCCACCACCAACCACCAUCAGCCAUCAUCCACCACCAACCAUCAUCAACCAUCAACCACCAUCCACCACCAACCAACACCCACCACCCACCACCAACCACCAUCAACCAUCAUCCACCACCAACCAUCAUCAACCAUCAACCAUCAUCCACCACCAACCAUCAUCAACCACCAACCACCAUCCACCACCAACCACCACCCACCACCCACCACCCACCACCAACCACCACCCACCACCAACCACCAUCAACCAUCAUCCACCAUCAACCAUCAUCAACCACCAACCACCAUCCACCACCAUCAACCAUCAUCCACCAUCAACCAUCAUCAACCACCAACCACCAUCAACCAUCAUCCACCAUCAACCAUCAUCAACCACCAACCACCAUCAACCAUCAUCCACCAUCAACCAUCAUCAACCACCAUCCACCACCAACCACCACCCACCACCAACCACCAUCAACCAUCAUCCACCACCAACCAUCAUCAACCACCAACCACCACCCACCACCAACCACCAUCAACCAUCAACCACCAUUCACCACCAUCAACCAUCAUCCACCACCAACCAUCAUCAACCACCACCCACCACCAUCAACCACCAACAACCACCAUCAACCAUCAUCCAACAACCACCAUCAGUUAUCAGUCAUCAACCACCAACCACCAUCCAUCAUCCAACAACCACCACCAACCACCAUCAACCCCCACCAGUUAUCAUCAGUCAUCAACCACCAUCAUCAACCACCAACCACUACCAACCACCAUCUACAAUAAACCACCAUCAACCAACAUCAACCACCAUCAACCCUCACCACUGGGUUGCUGGGUCUACAGCCUCAGUCCAAGAUCUGUCACUCUGCGGUCACUCUGUUGUUACUUUGCGGUCACUCUGUCGUUGCUCUGCGGUCACUCUGUUGUUGCUCUGCGGUCACUCUGUCGUUACUCUGCGGUCACUCUGUCGUUGCUCUGCGGUCACUCUGCCGUUACUCUGCGGUCACUCUGUCGUUACUCUACGGUCACUCUGCGGUCACUCUGUCGUUACUCUGCGGUCACUGUCGUUACUCUGCGGUCACUCUGCCGUUACUCUGCGGUCACUCUGCCGUUACUCUACGGUCACUCUGCGGUCACUCUGUCGUUACUCUGCGGUCACUCUGUCGUCACUCUGCGGUCACUCUGCGGUCACUCUGUCGUUACUCUGCGGUCACUCUGCGGUCACUCUGCGGUCACUGUCGUCACUCUGCGGUCACUGUCGUCACUCUGCGGUCACUGUCGUCACUCUGCGGACACUGUCGUCGCUCUGCGGUCACUGUCGUUGCUCUGCGGUCACUCUGCGGUCACUCUGCAGUCCUUUGACCUGGAGUCCUCUGACUUGGAUUCCCCUGACCUGGAGUCCCCUGACCUGGAGUCCUCUGACCUGGAGUCCCCUGACCUGGAGUCCUCUGACCUGGAGUCCUCUGACCUGGAGUCCCCUGACCUGGAGUCCUCUGACCUGGAGUCCCCUGACCUGGAGUCCUCUGACCUGGAGUCCUCUUACCUGGAGUCCUCUGACCUGGAGUCCUCUGACCUGGAGUCCCCUGACCUGGAGUCCUCUGACCUGGAGUCCCCUGACCUGGAGUCCUCUGACCUGGAGUCCCCUGACCUGACCUGGAGUCCUCUGACCUGGAGUCCCCCUGACCUGGAGUCCCCUGACCUGGAGUCCUCUGACCUGGAGUCCCCUGACCUGGAGUCCUCUGAUCUGGAGUCCCCUGACCUGGAGUCCUCUGACCUGGAGUCCUCUGACCUGGAGUCUUCUCACCUGACCUGGAGUCCUCUGACCUGGAGUCCUCUGACCUGGAGUCCCCUGGCCUGGAGUCGCCGGGACCUGGAGUCCCCUGACCUGGAGUCCUCUGACCUGGAGUCCUCUGACCUGGAGUCCCCUGACCUGGAGUCCUCUGACCUAGAUCCCCUGGCCUGGAGUCGCCGGGACCUGGAGUUCCCUGACCUGGAGUCCUCUGACCUGGAGUCCUCUGACCUAGAGUCCUCUGACCUAGAGUCCUCUGACCUGGAGUCCUCUGACCUGGAGUCCUCUGACCUGGAGUCCCCUGACCUGGAGUCCCCUGACCUGGAGUCCUCUGACCUGGAGUCCCCUGACCUGGAGUCCCCUGACCUGGAUUGCCGGGACCUGGAGUUCCCUGACCUGGAGUCCUCUGACCUGGAGUCCCCUGACCUGGAGUCCUCUGACCUGGAGUCCCGUGACCUGGAGUCCCCUGACCUGGAGUCCUCUGACCUGGAGUCCCCUGACCUGGAGUCCUCUGACCUAGAAUCCUCUGACUUGGAGUCCCCUGACCUGGAGUCCCCUGACCUGGAGUCCCCUGACCUGGAGUCCUCUGACCUGGAGUCCCCUGACCUGGAGUCCCCUGACCUGGAGUCCCCUGACCUGGAGUCCUCUAACCUGGAGUCCUCUAACCUGGAGUCCCCUGACCUGGAGUCCCCUGACCUGGAGUCCCCUGACCUGGAGUCCUCUGAUCUGGAGUCCCCUGACCUGGAGUCCUCUGACCUGGAGUCCUCUGACCUGAUGUCCCCUGACCUGGAGUCCUCUGACCUGGAGUCCUCUGACCUGGAGUCCCCUGACCUGGAGUCCCCUGACCUGGAUCGCCGGGACCUGGAGUUCCCUGACCUGGAGUCCUCUGACCUGGAGUCCCCUGACCUGGAGUCCUCUGACCUGGAGUCCUCUGACCUGGAGUCCCGUGACCUGGAGUCCCCUGACCUGGAGUCAUCUGACCUGGAGUCCUCUGACCUGGAGUCCCCUGACCUGGAGUCCUCUGACCUGGAGUCCUCUGACCUGGAGUCCCGUGACCUGGAGUCCCCUGACCUGGAGUCCUCUGACCUGGAGUCCUCUGACCUGGAGUCCUCUGACCUGGAGUCCCCUGACCUGGAGUCCCCUGACCUGGAGUCCUCUGACCUGGAGUCCCCUGACCUGGAGUCCUCUGACCUGGAGUCCUCUGACCUGGAGUCCUCUGACCUGGAGUCCUCUGACCUGGAGUCCUCUGACCUGGAGUCCUCUGACCUGGAGUCCCGUGACCUGGAGUCCCCUGACCUGGAGUCCCCUGACCUGGAGUCCCCUGACCUGGAGUCCUCUGACCUGGAGUCCUCUGACCUGGAGUCCUCUGACCUGGAGUCCCCUGACCUGGAGUCCUCUGACCUGGAGUCCUCUGAUCUGGAGUCCCGUGACCUGGAGUCCCCUGACCUGGAGUCCUCUGACCUGGAGUCCUCUGACCUGGAGUCCUCUGACCUGGAGUCCCCUGACCUGGAGUCCCCUGACCUGGAGUCCUCUGACCUGGAGUCCCCUGACCUGGAGUCCUCUGACCUGGAGUCCUCUGACCUGGAGUCCUCUGACCUGGAGUCCCCUGACCUGGAGUCCUCUAACCUGGAGUCCUCUAACCUGGAGUCCCCUGACCUGGAGUCCUCUGACCUGGAGUCCCCUGACCUGGAGUCCUCUGACCUGGAGUCCCGUGACCUGGAGUCCCCUGACCUGGAGUCCUCUGACCUGGAGUCCCCUGACCUGGAGUCCUCUGACCUAGAAUCCUCUGACUUGGAGUCCCCUGACCUGGAGUCCCCUGACCUGGAGUCCCCUGACCUGGAGUCCUCUGACCUGGAGUCCCCUGACCUGGAGUCCCCUGACCUGGAGUCCUCUAACCUGGAGUCCUCUAACCUGGAGUCCCCUGACCUGGAGUCCCCUGACCUGGAGUCCCCUGACCUGGAGUCCUCUGAUCUGGAGUCCCCUGACCUGGAGUCCUCUGACCUGGAGUCCUCUGACCUGAUGUCCCCUGACCUGGAGUCCUCUGACCUGGAGUCCUCUGACCUGGAGUCCCCUGACCUGGAGUCCCCUGACCUGGAUCGCCGGGACCUGGAGUUCCCUGACCUGGAGUCCUCUGACCUGGAGUCCCCUGACCUGGAGUCCUCUGACCUGGAGUCCUCUGACCUGGAGUCCCGUGACCUGGAGUCCCCUGACCUGGAGUCCUCUGACCUGGAGUCCUCUGACCUGGAGUCCCCUGACCUGGAGUCCUCUGACCUGGAGUCCUCUGACCUGGAGUCCCGUGACCUGGAGUCCCCUGACCUGGAGUCCUCUGAUCUGGAGUCCUCUGACCUGGAGUCCUCUGACCUGGAGUCCCCUGACCUGGAGUCCCCUGACCUGGAGUCCUCUGACCUGGAGUCCCCUGACCUGGAGUCCUCUGACCUAGAGUCCCCUGACCUGGAGUGA